AUAUUACAUUGUGCAAGUGUGUGUGAGCGCCUUAAACAAACCCGUAUUCGCAUAUAGAUAUUCCGCUAGUCUAAUCAGAAUUCAGUGCCAUUAUGCAACGUCACUGCGCUCCAGCGUUUAAUUCCAACAAUUGCAUUUAACCAGUGAUAUUUUAUUGUUACAUUGAAGAUCAAACAUUAGACACACAGACAGGCAAAAUGCUUCGCAGCUGCCGAUUAACCCUAUCCGCCGCCAAGAGAAGCCUGCAGGCUCAGAUCCAAUUUCAAGUCCAGCGCCAGCAGCAAACCGCCUGUAGCAUGGACAAGUUCGAUCUGCCCAAGAGAUUGCAGGGCAGCACGCCCAGCGUCUGGAACGAGUACAUCGCCCUAGCCAUGCAAUACAAGCCAUUGAAUCUGGGCCAGGGAUUCCCCGACGAUGCCGCCCCCGAGUACGUGACUCAGGCGCUGGCGGACAUUGGCAAGGACGAGAAUCCUCUCCUGCAUCAGUACACUCGCGGCUACGGGCACGUCCGGCUGGUCAAUGCGCUCUCGAAGCUGUACAGCGGUCUUGUCGACAAGGAACUGAAUCCCCUCAAUGAUAUCCUGAUUACCUCUGGCGCCUACGAAGCGCUCUACUCCACCAUCAUGGGCCAUGUGGACGUUGGCGAUGAGGUGAUAAUCAUUGAGCCCUUCUUCGACUGCUACGAGCCAAUGGUCAAGAUGGCUGGCGGAGUGCCCCGCUUUAUUCCCCUCAAAUUGAGCAAAACGGAGGGUCCCAUCAGCUCGGCGGACUGGGUGCUGGACGAUGCCGAAUUCGAGAGCCUGUUUAACUCGAAAACCAAGAUGAUAAUCCUGAAUACACCCCACAAUCCAAUUGGAAAGGUCUUCAACCGUAAGGAGCUGGAGCGGAUUGCCGAACUUUGCCGCAAGUGGAACGUACUAUGCGUGUCGGAUGAGGUGUACGAGUGGCUUGUCUUUGACGGAGCGGAGCACAUCCGCAUCUGCACACUGCCGGGCAUGUGGGACCGUACCAUCACCUUGGGUUCGGCGGGCAAGACCUUCUCCGUGACCGGCUGGAAGAUCGGAUGGGCUUACGGACCAGCCCAGUUGAUCCGCAACCUGCAGAUGGUGCACCAAAACUCGGUAUACACCUGUCCCACGCCCCUGCAGGAGGGCGUGGCGCGAAGCUUCGAGGUGGAACUGGCUCGUCUGGGCAAGCCGGAGAGCUACUUCCUCAGCUUGCCGCGCGAACUUAAGCAGAAACGAGACUACAUGGCCAAAUUCUUGACCGAUGCCGGUAUGCGACCCACCAUUCCCGAGGGCGGCUACUUUAUGCUGGCUGACUGGUCGCCUCUGACGGACAAAGUCGAUCUGAGCUCCGAGCCAGACAAGCACCGCGACUACAAGUUCACCAAGUGGAUGACCAAGAACAUGGGCCUGCAGGGCAUUCCGCCCAGCGCCUUCUACAGCGAGCCCAACAAGCAUCUGGGCGAGGACUUUGUGCGCUACUGCUUCAUCAAGAAGCAGGAGAACCUGGACAAGGCGGCCGAGCUACUCGGCAAGUGGAAAUAGUCGCCGGACAAUAAACGAAUUUGUUUCAA
Drosophila rhopaloa is the source of this 1579-nucleotide messenger RNA. RefSeq names its product kynurenine aminotransferase (gene Kyat). The record is from RefSeq and is a predicted model, not a curated record. The transcript has 3 exons. Gene Ontology annotation, molecular function: pyridoxal phosphate binding; L-kynurenine:2-oxoglutarate transaminase activity. Lineage: Eukaryota; Metazoa; Arthropoda; Insecta; Diptera; Drosophilidae. The coding region runs from base 198 to 1550 and encodes 450 amino acids. Gene Ontology annotation, cellular component: mitochondrion; cytoplasm. Gene Ontology annotation, biological process: biosynthetic process.